Molecule: messenger RNA, 1662 nt
Organism: Phymastichus coffea
Lineage: Eukaryota; Metazoa; Arthropoda; Insecta; Hymenoptera; Eulophidae
Gene: mrn
Product: general transcription factor IIH subunit 4
Exons: 7
Coding region: 203-1606 (467 amino acids)
Biological process (GO): nucleotide-excision repair
Cellular component (GO): transcription factor TFIIH core complex; transcription factor TFIIH holo complex
Molecular function (GO): ATPase activator activity; double-stranded DNA binding
Source: RefSeq, a predicted model, not a curated record
GUGCUUUUGUUAACGUGGUAAACGUAAAUCAGAGAUUAUGUCGGUGUACUAUAGUCAUGUUUGAAAGUUGAAUAUUGUUAAAAUAAUUUUCUAAAUAAUUACACAAGUAUUUAUAUUGCAGAAUGUUUGUUUCAACUAGUUAUUUAUGAUUAGCUGUAUGUACAUAAAUAUAAGAAGCAAAUUUAUAUUAUAAGAACCCAAAAUGACUGCCUCAAUCAGUGGAAAAAAUUUACUUGCUCCAACUGGGCUACAAUGCAAAAACUUGCAUGAAUAUCUCAAAUCUAGAUCUUCUGAAAUGCUAAAUAGACUGUACAACAAUCCUCCAAUUUGCCUCGCAGUUUACAGAGAGCUGCCGGAAAUUGCAAGGCACUACAUUAUGAGAUUACUGUUUAUUGAACAAACAAUUCCCCAAGCUAUGAUUGCUUCUUGGUGUUCUAAACUCAAUAACAGUGAUCAUGAAAAUGUAGUACAAGUUAUGAAUGAACUGCAUAUUUGGAAAGAAGCCCCUAUUCCGGGAGGUAUGCCUGGAUGGGUACUCAAUUCCACUUUUAGGAAAAAUUUGAAAAUUGUAUUGUUAGGAGGAGGUAUUCCAUGGACAAUGUCUAACAAUCUUGAAUCUGACAGUAAACCUAGAGAUGUAGCAUUUCUUGAUUCUUAUGCUUUGGAAAGGUGGGAAUGCGUUUUACAUUAUAUGGUUGGAUCACAACAACAAGAAGGUAUAUCAGCUGAUGCUGUCAGAAUUUUGUUACAUGCUGGGUUGAUGAAACGGGAUGAAGCAGAUGGUAGUCCUGUUAUAACACAAGCAGGCUUUCAAUUUUUAUUAUUAGAUACUGCAGCUCAGGUUUGGUAUUUUAUUCUUCAGUAUUUGGAUACUGUUGAAGCAAGAGGGCUACAUUUAGUAGAAUGUUUAACAUUUCUUUUCCAAUUAAAUUUCUCUACACUUGGAAAGGAUUAUAGUACACAAGGUAUGUCAGAAGGGCUAUUAACAUUUUUGCAACAUCUUAGAGAAUUUGGUCUGGUUUACCAAAGAAAAAGGAAAGCUGGAAGAUUUUAUCCAACAAGACUUGCUCUAAAUAUUGCUACAGGGCAGAAUAAACCAAUAUCAAGAGACUUAGAAAAAGAACGUUACAUUGUUGUUGAAACAAACUACAGGGUAUAUGCUUACACAAAUUCUAACUUACAAGUGGCUCUGAUAGGAUUAUUUUGUGAACUGUUAUAUAGGUUUCCAAAUCUGGUAGUAGCAAUCCUAACCAGAGAUUCAGUUCGCCAAGCUUUGAAGAGUGGCAUUACUGCUGCUCAAAUAGUUGGAUAUCUAAAUCAACAUGCACAUAAUAAAAUGAUUGAGAAUGGGCCUCCAGUUUUGCCACCAACUAUUGUUGAUCAAAUCAAGUUGUGGGAAAAUGAGAGAAACCGAUUUAUAUUUAAUGAAGGAGUUUUGUACAGUCAGUUUCAUUCUCAAACAGAUUUUCAAGUACUUAGGGACCAUGCUCUUUCCAUGGGUGUCCUGAUCUGGCAAAAUGACAGAAAAAGGACUAUUGUUGUUACAAAAGCUGGAUACGAUGAAAUUAAAAGGUUUUGGAAGCGCUAUUCAAAGGGAGCUAAUUAGAAAAUUAUCAUUUGUUUAUAUGUGAAUACAUUUGUUUUCUAUUUAAUUAUGAUAUU